Messenger RNA from Anopheles stephensi (Asian malaria mosquito), 2082 nucleotides. Its product is annotated as glutamic acid-rich protein-like. Bases 436 to 1554 code for a protein of 372 amino acids. The transcript has 2 exons. NCBI's taxonomy places the organism in Eukaryota, Metazoa, Arthropoda, Insecta, Diptera, Culicidae. The record is from RefSeq and is a predicted model, not a curated record.
CGUCACCGGCAGUCAAAGCAGUAAGAUGCAAAGAUGCAAGUCGCCGCCCCACAGACACAAUUCGACACCGUAGCGACACCGAGGCACGCGCACCCGCACGCGUUCCAGCUGAGUGAGCAUGUUGGUUAGAUUGGCCGCCCCCGUUUUCUACCGGUCUCUACACGGGAUCUGUCGCAGGGCUUUGGAGCCGAUAUUUCUGGGACAAUGGGUCGAGUGGUCAUUGCACAAUUUUUCGAUGGCGUAGGACCGCUAAGGUAGGGAACGCUCCUAACCACAUUCCUGCUAUAAAUCACACCUCACCGAUCCGAACAGCAUACAUUUGCAUACGGUGCGUCGAGUGCGACAGUAAAACAACGCCAGCGAAAGACAUUAACAACAAAACACAAAAGCAUUCAGUGAAAUACCGAAAGUUUCAAGUGUCCAAGACUAGUGGCGAUGUGUCGUGCGGAAAACUUCAUUCUGGUUGCAGUGCUGCUGGUGGAAUGUUCCGGUUUGCACAUGUACCCGGAAAUAUUCGAUCCGGCAAAGUUCCUGCAACGUCCACUGCCGCUGAAAAGUGUCGAAAGCCGGGCAGUUGCUGAGCCCGAGUUCCACUCCGAUGGCGGGUUUAAGGAUGGCGAGGUCGGAUUCGUACGGUCGACGAGUGAAUCGGGCAAGGGCGGCUACCGGCACAAGGAAAACUUCCACAAGAAGGACGGUAACAAGUACGGGCACGAGCGACAGACGGGGUUCGGUGAGUCCAAGCGCACGGAAGACGACCAGCCAAAAGAACACGGCCGGUUGACAGUGGACACGCAUCACUACCGGCCAGAACCUACCUACGAAGUCAUCGAGGAACAUGACAGUGACGUCGAGAACCCUGAUAAGAACAAAAAGUACGGGCUCAGCAACGCCGCCAACAAGAACAAGAAAAAACCCACCGACGAAAAGCCCACCAAGAGCGCCAAGUCAUCGCGUCAGAUGGCCGCGGGAAAGAAGGGUUCGAAUCAGAAGCAAAACCACAACGGCUACGAAUCGAUCGUUUACCACGAGAACGAGCGCGACAGUACGGAGCAUGGCUAUGGUAAGAAGAAAGCCGUCGGUAAGAUCCCGGAAGCUCAGAAACCGGCCAAACAAAUUGCACAAGACGAUCACGACGAGGCGUUCGAGGAGGGCGGCUUAGAAUCGGCCGAACGGCAGACGUCCGGCGAUGACCACGCGCACGAGUACGACAGUGAGUCGGAAGCGGAAGCUGAACGGGAAUCCGACUUUAACGAAAACUAUGACGCGUUGCGGUUCGAGGCGGACUUUGACCGGUCCUUUGCCGAUGGGGAAGACCAUCACCACGAUGACGAUGAUGGUGGAAAAGGUGGACGGCAGGCGGAGAAGAACGAUGAUGAUUACGAUUACGCGGACGAUGAUCGGGACGAUGAGGAUGAUUCUGCCGAUGAGGAUAAGUACCGGGGGGACGAUGAUUCUGGGGAGGAAGAGGAGGGCGAGGGAUCGGAGAAAGGGGACGACGAUCGGCAGUAUGAGUACGCCAGUGAGGCUGACGGGGAUGCGCAAGACUACUGAAGGUUUUCGUAGGUGAUUAAGAUUAGCGGCUAGUUAACGAGAUACCUCGAUGCGUAGUGCAAAUAUGUCGUAAUAAAUCCAAUUUGAUGAUACUGUUAUUACUAUAAACCUGUGCUGGGUAAGGUUCGCUAUGGAAGAUGAAGAUCCGAAUGCAUGCAAUUUAACGUUGGAAACCCAUCAUCAACCCUCUCAAGCUUACGCAUUUCCACCACACGAUCAAGUUUUGCUAUAAAAUCGAUCGCUUUGAACGACGCUGCUCAAUCAGUGAGCUUUACACGGAAGCUUUAUCGCGUAGAGUUCAUUCGCGGUGUUCAUGAUCAGCAAGCUUUUGCAGUGUGCAGCAUUCAUUCGCUUCUGAUCAAAUUGCAGGGUUCGCUUCGUUUUUAUUUUCUGAAUCUUUCUUCUUUUUUCAUUUAAAAUAGCAAUAUCUUCUUUGUUGAUCUAAAAAGAAAAAGUAAGUUCCUAAAGUAUUAAAAAAAUAAAACUAUGAGUUGAGUAUCCAAUCCGAAUUAUUCUUACCAAAAAAAA